AUGGGUCGCGCGACGGACGGUUCCUCAGCAGAAUUGGAGGUGGGCACACUCGGAUGGCUCCUCUUCCGGCUGAUUUUCUUUCAGAAUGAUGCACAGUUGUGCCAUGGGCAAGUGACGUCCAACGCAAACGGCCAGCACUCACUCACAAAUCAACCGGGUCAACACGGAGCCCGAACCACACGAAACAUCCCGCGACUUCUUAGCGGCAUUGCUGGGGCGUCUACUCCGCGUCCCUCGACCAAGCGUAUCUGUAUUUAG
This is a messenger RNA of Phytophthora nicotianae INRA-310, 258 nucleotides long. RefSeq lists its product as hypothetical. Bases 1 to 258 code for a protein of 85 amino acids. The transcript is spliced from 2 exons. Lineage: Eukaryota; Oomycota; Peronosporomycetes; Peronosporales; Peronosporaceae. The record is from RefSeq and is a predicted model, not a curated record.